Molecule: messenger RNA, 3068 nt
Organism: Girardinichthys multiradiatus
Lineage: Eukaryota; Metazoa; Chordata; Actinopteri; Cyprinodontiformes; Goodeidae
Product: sodium- and chloride-dependent betaine transporter-like
Exons: 14
Coding region: 1-1776 (591 amino acids)
Biological process (GO): sodium ion transmembrane transport
Cellular component (GO): membrane
Source: RefSeq, a predicted model, not a curated record
AUGGAGGAAUUGAAUGAUCAUCCUAUGAGGAAACAUAGAGAGAAAAGAGAAAAUCUUAGAAAAUGUGGAGACAGAGGACAGUGGAUCAGCAAAGCAGAAUAUGUUCUGGUUGUUGCAGGAAGUAUUGUUGGUCUGGGAAAUGUGUGGAGGUUUCCUUACCUCUGCUACAGGAAUGGUGGAGGUGCCUUCCUGGUGCCAUACAGCCUGUUAGCAGUUGUUUGUGGGAUUCCUCUGUUUCUGCUUGAGUCUUCAGUUGGUCAGUGCACCCAGGAAGGGUUUAUCACUUGCUGGACAAAACUCUGUCCUUUAGCACAAGGAAUUGGAGUUGGACAGCUGAUGAUUUCACUUUGUUUCUUCAUCUAUAUCUUGAUUGAAGCUUGGGCUUUCUUUUACCUCAUGUUUUCAUUUAGGUCCCAUCUGCCCUGGGCAAGCUGUAACAACACCUGGAACACAGUUAACUGCAUUGGUAUGACCUCCACUUCUCCUAAUGUGACUGAAAAUCCAACCAACUCCUCCUCUGCUGCCACUGAGUUCUGGGAACGUCGGGUUCUAGGCAUGUCUGCAGGUAUUGAGGACCUGGGCAAUGUAAGAUGGGAGCUCGCUGUUUGUCUUCUGGCCUGCUGGGUGUUGUGUUAUUUCAGCAUCUGGAAAGGUGUCAGAUCCUCUGGAAAGAUUGCUUACUUUACAGCCACAUUCCCCUAUUUGAUGCUCCUGGUAUUACUAAUAAGGGGGUUGACCUUACCUGGAGCUUGGCAAGGGAUCUACUACUACCUGCUUCCUGAUGUAAAACGUCUGGCUAAUCUAGAGGUCUGGAUAGAGGCAGGGUCACAAAUAUUUUUCUCCUACAGCCUAACUGCAGGAACACUUAAUGUCUUGGGAAGCUACAAUGAGUACAAUAAUGACUGUUACAAGGACUGCUUUUGGCUAUGUCUGCUAAACAGUGGAACAAGUUUUGUUGCUGGAUUUGUUGUCUUCUCUGUAUUGGGAUUUAUGGCUCAGAAACAGGGUGUGACGGUUGACAGAGUGGUUGAGUCAGGUCCAGGUUUGGCCUUCAUUGCUUACCCUCAGGCUGCAGCCAUGAUGCCUUUACCCCAGUUCUGGAGUUUCUGCUUCUUCCUGAUGCUGAUUCUGCUCACAGUUGACACACAUUUUGUUAUAGUGGAGAGCUUCAUCACCACAGUGACUGAUUUAUUUCCAAAGUUGUUUCGUGUGCCGGUGAAGCACGAGCUCUUUGUCCUGCUCAUCUGUUUAUUGAGCUUCUUUGUACAUCUGAUUUUAGUUACUGAGGGUGGAAUUUACAUCUUCCAACUUAUAGAUUUUUUUGGUUCUACCAGAGUCUGCCAGAAUUUCAUGGCAAUAUGUGAAUGUCUCGCUGUGGGUUGGAUAAUUGGUAAGUAUAAAUUUUUUAACAUUGUUGAAGACAUGACAGGGAAGAGGCCAUCAGUUUUCUUUAAAGUAUGCUGGAAAUUUGUCAUUCCUCUCCUUUCAUUGAUUUCCCUCAUCUUGUAUCUGGUUGAUUACCAACACCUAAAGAUCAAUGAUUGGUACGUUUACCCUGACUGGUCGUAUGCACUGGGGUGGACCCUGACGCUUUCCUCUGUUGCAAUGGUGCCUCUGUGGGCAGCUGGAAAGCUGUGUGUUACCAGAGGAUCCUUCAGACAGAGAUUGUCCAUCCUUUGUUGCCCUGCUGAUAAUCCGGUCCAACAGAGAAGAGAGGGAAUUGAAACAAGAGAAGAGAAGUGGGAAAAUCUGCAGACAUCUACAGAAGAAACGUAACCUGCAGAAUCAAAAUUAGUGAAUUUCUUUUUUUUAUUAUUUUGUGGCUCUAAAUGAUUUUAUUUGUAAGUUGAACGACAGGAAAUGGAGUGGAGUGUGAGGGGAAGACAUGCAGCAAAGGUGAAGACAGCCGGGACUUGCACCCAUGAUGACCGCAUAAAGGACUGUAGCCUCCAUACAUGGGUCGCGCGCUGUACCCCUGCACCACCAUCACGCCCAAUUUUUUGUGAAUUUCUUCUAAAUUAUCUCCUGUUGAUCAUUGAAAGUCAUUUGUGUUUAACUUGGACACAGUAAUCUCUGGGAACUUGAGUUUUGGGAGUAUUUUUUGACAUUUUUUAAACAGUCAAUGAACUGAAUUAACUAAUUAAAACCCAUUGACUAAAAACUGUGAUUACCUGCAUGUCUAGCUUUAACAGGGUCAACUGCUUGUUAUUUAAAAAAAUUAUCUCAAUCAAAAACUAAAUAUGAAUUAAUGUUUUGGUUUCCUGCUGAUUUCAGAGCACCCAUUUUCAAUCAAACUGUGUACUCUAUGGAAAACCAACUUUUCUCUUCCUGAAAGUUUUUUUGGGGGCAACACUAAUGUUCAGAGGCCAGCUUCAUGGCUUGGACUGGACUUUAUUGUUCUUGUAGUACUUAGCGUUAUUAUUGACUAGAAUAAAUAGUUACAUCAAAUUCCAUUCUUUCUAUCCCUCGUCUUUUUUUUUCCUGUUGCUUUCCCUCUCCAUUUUCUUCUUCUCGAUCCCUUUCCUUGUUUAUUGGUCGUUUCUUUCUUUCUUUUCAUUUCUUCUUUCUUUUCUUCUUCUUUUUACAACCCCCCUUCCAUCGGACAGACUCCAAACGCCUGAGUCUCCAUAAAAAUAGAAAGAAAGCAUGACAAACAAUAAGAUGUUAUUUAAAUUAUUGUACCUAGUUUUUUUUUUUAUCAUAUUUUGACUUAAAAUACAUAUGUCUUAGUUUGGUACUGUAUUUUUACUGAGUUUAAUCUACAUUUGGAAUUAUUAUUUUGGAAUUAUUAUGUAAGUGUUAUUAAAACACUUACAGCAAUAAUGGCUUUUGUUAAGUCAAAACUCACUUAUUCAUUAAUUGUUUUCUUAUUCAGAAGACCUUCCUCGUUGACGCUACAUAAGAAGGAUAUGGUUAUGUUGUCAUCUCUUUGCACUAAGUCUCAUUGAGGCCCAGCGCCUAAUGCUUUCACAAUUAUAAGUCUUCAGUUCAAGCUACAUGACUGAAAUGAGCGAGACACAGCUGUCGACUAAGAGGCUUAGCUGGAUGCUGAGCUGCAUCAUACACGG